Fukomys damarensis (Damara mole-rat) is the source of this 2151-nucleotide messenger RNA. It is a transcript of the gene Socs3, whose product is annotated as suppressor of cytokine signaling 3. NCBI's taxonomy places the organism in Eukaryota, Metazoa, Chordata, Mammalia, Rodentia, Bathyergidae. The coding region runs from base 54 to 737 and encodes 227 amino acids. Gene Ontology annotation, cellular component: phosphatidylinositol 3-kinase complex. Gene Ontology annotation, biological process: phosphatidylinositol phosphate biosynthetic process; intracellular signal transduction. Gene Ontology annotation, molecular function: 1-phosphatidylinositol-3-kinase regulator activity. The record is from RefSeq and is a predicted model, not a curated record. The transcript has a single exon.
CCGCGAAGCAGCUGCAGCCGCCGCCGCGCAGACCCACGCUGGCUCCGUGCGCCAUGGUCACCCACAGCAAGUUUCCCGCCGCCGGGAUGAGCCGCCCCCUGGACACCAGCCUGCGCCUCAAGACCUUCAGCUCCAAGAGCGAGUACCAGCUGGUGGUGAACGCAGUGCGCAAGCUGCAGGAGAGCGGUUUCUACUGGAGCGCCGUGACCGGCGGCGAGGCAAACCUGCUGCUCAGCGCCGAGCCGGCCGGCACCUUCCUCAUCCGCGACAGCUCGGACCAGCGCCACUUUUUCACGCUGAGCGUCAAGACCCAGUCCGGGACAAAGAACCUGCGCAUCCAGUGCGAGGGGGGCAGCUUCUCCCUGCAGAGCGACCCGCGGAGCACGCAGCCCGUGCCCCGCUUCGACUGCGUGCUCAAGCUGGUGCACCACUACAUGCCGCCCCCCGGCGCCCCCUCCUUCUCGCCGCCCACCGAACCCCCCUCACCCUCCGAGGCGCCCGAGCAGCAGCCGCCCGCCCAGCCGCCCCCGGGGAGCCCCCCUAGGAGAGCCUAUUACAUCUACUCGGGGGGCGAGAAGAUCCCCCUGGUGUUGAGCCGGCCCCUCUCCUCCAACGUGGCCACCCUUCAGCAUCUCUGUCGGAAGACCGUCAAUGAGCGCCUGGACUCUUACGAGAAAGUCACCCAGCUGCCGGGUCCCAUCCGGGAGUUCCUGGACCAGUACGAUGCGCCGCUUUAAAAAGCAGAGGGCGGAGGUGUGGGGAGCGGGGCUCGGGUCCCCCUACUUCCGUGGCACAUGGCACAAGCACAAAAAUCCAGCCGAGAGUCCAGGAGCUCUGGGCGAGCUUGGGGGAGGGGGGCGGAUAGGCCCCUGCCUGGGCUCCCCCUGCCAGAGAGGCAGGCGGGACCGGGAAUGUGUCUUAAGGGAAGGGGCGAUGCCACCUGGGCUCCCCUCCCCCACCGUAGCUUCUCCUGGGCGCCGGCCGGCCUGGCGGGACAAUAGCAGCGACAAGUGGAUUCUCCUCUUCCCUUCCUCCGCUCCCUCUCGGGUCCCCAGCUGGGAAGUGUCCAACUAAGAGAACUGCCGGAAUCUUCAAACUUUCCAACGGAACUUGUGCUUUUGAUUUGGUUUAAACCUGAGCAGGGCUAGGGGCUGGGAUAGAGGAUGGAAAAAGAGGGUGCUUGAGGGGCCCCAGGCGCCCAGCCCAGGUGAAGAGGGUCUGGGUGUGGGAGAAGGGCAGGGGGCGACCUGAAGGGAAGCGUCCGGUGCCCCAGCCCCUCCCCCGCCUGAAGGAGGAAGUUGCAUUUGGAGGGGGCGGAUGGGCUGGUCAGUGAGCCUCCUGGUCUGGUCCUGCCCCCCCAGCUGUAUUUCCCAGCACCUGGCCUCACAGGUGGAGGAGAUGAGCCUUCUUUGAUCCCAGAAGAUGGAUUCGACUUUGUGCCUACUGACGAUGUCCGGCUGGAGAUUUGCCUUAAAUGCUCCCUGUCCCAUGGAUAGGGACUGGCACACGAGGAGCCCCAGUCUGCCCCUCCAGGCAGAGAGGCCUAGGGAUUCUCUGGAGGGCCCCGAGCCAGCCACUGGCCAGAGGACAGGGGUGGAUGGGAGGCAGAGACCCGGCUCGGGGAGAAUGUUAGUCUGUUGGUAUUGGCCAAUACCAGGUGCCUCGCGGUCAGAGCAGAGCCACCAGGUCCCACAGCCCCCAGGCCCUGCACAGCCCUCCCCCUGCCCUGGGGGUGGGGGGCAGGAAGUCACCAGGCGCCUGCCGCUCCAGCUGCUCUGUCUCUGCCACUGAUCAGUGACAAUGUAUAGGAAUGUAGCAGCAGUGGGAUUACCUGGAACUGUUCUUUUUGGGGGGGAAAACUAAACACACAUGCGUAGUUUUCUGUGUCAGGUAUCAGGCAAGGUGGGGCAGCUGUGUGUUGGGGUGGUUUUUCUUUUCCUGUUUUUUGUUUGUUUUUUAAUAAUGUUUACAAUCUGCCUCAAUCACUCUGUCUUUUAUAAAGAUUCCACCUCCAGUCCUUGCCCCUUGCCCCCAGGCCUUCGCGGCUGUUAGGAAAUGCUUGAAGAACUCAACCAAAUCCCAAUCCAAGUCAAACUUUGCACAUAUUUAUAUUUAUACUCAGAAAAGAAACAUUUCAGUAAUUUAUAAUAA